UAGUUUACACUUCAUCACGGUACCCUUUUCCACAGAAGAUGUGCCCCGCCUGCCAGAGCGGGAAAACGCCAUGUCAGAUAUAUUCGCCGCCAAUGAAGGGGCUAUGGAACUGCUGAACCUGGUGGAAGGGGAUAUCAGAAUACCGGAGGAUGAAGAACCCCACCACCUUAAGAAGAGGAACGCCGUACCGUACAAGGACAACACCUGGGCACCGUACAGGGACGACAAAGUUGUACCGAUCUCUAUCAGCCAAGAUCUGCCUCCUGCAGCGCAAAUUGCGGUUCAACAGGCCAUUGACGAGUACCACAGGAAAACCUGCAUCCGGUUCAAACAGCGUACAAACGAGAGGGAGUACAUAUACUUCUUCAGGGACGUGGGCUGCUGGUCUUACGUCGGACGCGUGGGCAGCCAGCCGAACAGGAUAUCACUGGGUAACGGCUGUGAGACGAAGGGCAUCGCCGUGCAUGAGAUAAUGCACGCGCUCGGGUUCUGGCACGAGCAGAGCCGAUACGACAGGGACAACUUCGUCACUAUCUUCCUGGACAACGUUAUUCCCGGAAGGAACGGAGAGAAAGACUUUUACUACGGGAACUUUGACAAACUGACCAGAAUCAACAGCCAGACGCUGGACACGACAUACGACUAUCACUCCGUCAUGCACUACCCCACCGACGCUUUCGGGAAGAGCGGGAAAAUCACCAUCGAGCCCAGACUGGGCAAACAGCUGUACAAGUGGCUCGGGCAACGGAACGGUCUGAGCGAGAUCGACACUCUGAAAAUCAACAGGCUGUACGAAUGUGACAUGGUAGUGUGCACUGCCGAGCCUGAUGUGUUCGCCUGUCAACAGAAGUGUGUGAAACUGAAGAGCGGCUUCACCUGCGGCUGUCACCGGGGCUUCUCUCUGGACAGCGACGGAUAUCACUGUUCUGAUGUGAACGAAUGCGCCGAUGGAAAUUUCGGCUGCUCACACAAGUGCGUCAAUCUGAUCGGAGGAGCCUACUGCGCAUGUCCGAAAGGGCAUCACCUGAGCGACGACGGAAAGACCUGUAUAGAAACUAACGAAUGUGCGCUAGGAAACGGCGGUUGUGAACAGCUGUGCACCGACAGCCUCGGGUCGUUCCAAUGUUCCUGUUACAGCGGCUUCAAACUCAGGCGGGACGGAUACACAUGCGAGGACGUGGAUGAAUGCGCGUCACGUGACCACGGCUGCCAACAGGAGUGCGCCAACUACGUGGGCGGGUUCCACUGCGCAUGUCAGGAGGGGUACGAGCUGCAGAGGGACGGCCGGACUUGUGAAGAGAUCCACUGUUACGGACUGGCGGUGCCUGUCAGAGGGUCGGUCUAUCCAGCAGAGAACUGUUCCACCAACGGCGCACGCGCAGGACAGCACUGCGUCUUCUCAUGUGACCCUGGGUACGAGCUGGUCGGCAGCGAGAAUCGAACGUGUCUGAUCAACGGAUCCUGGGAAGGAGAGCAUACAGACUGCAAGGCCAAGCUGUGUGACGUACUGGCCCCGCCUAGUAACGGUUCGCUGUCGCCCCCCUCGUGUACGGACCCGGGCGCGUUGCGUGUCGGGAAGGAGUGCGUGUAUGUCUGCGGGCCGGGACUGGUGCUGAACGGGACAGAGGCUAGGGUCACGUGUUCGACGGGGCCAAACGGUACCAUGGUCUGGGACAACCUGGAAACGCCCACGUGCAUUCUAGACGAGAAUCCAUGGAUGCAGUGUCCCCACAGACUGCACGUCCCGACCAUCCCUGGAAGAGACUACGGCACCGCCAACCUUACUGCGCCUCUGACAAAUGUAGAACAGGUCUUUGUUGAUGGGAACUUGACACUCGGACCGAAUAACUUCACCGUGGGGGAGACUACCGUGUUGUUUUACGGCUUCACGGCUGGUGGGGACAGGGUAGAGUGCGAGACAGCAGUAGUGGUUACAGAUGACGAGCACCCUGAGUUUGACAACUGUCCGGAAUCUUUCGAGAUGAACAGCUCCCGCCAGUUCCCACAUGUGCACUGGGAGAAACCGGAGGUGCGGGACAACGUGGGGGUGGUGGCUGUGAAGAGGAGGCGGUUACCCACUGGCCGCAUCACGUGGGGCGAGUACAGCGUGCGGUACACCGCCAGGGACCGGGCAGGGAACCAUGCCGUCUGCAGGUUCAACAUUCACGUUAAAAAACCAUCCUGUCCGCCCUUGCCUCCCCCCACCCACGGCAGCCUGACGUGUGACUGGUGGCACAUGGGGCAGUUCUGUGACCUGACCUGCAGUACCGGGUACGCUCCACAGGGGGAGAGCGCUCGCUAUGUUUGUGGCACCCGCGGAACAUGGACGCCCAGGACUCCUCUACCCAGCUGUCUGCCCAUCUACACCCCAUCUACACCAGAGACUGCUACUGCUCAGUGA
This is a messenger RNA of Branchiostoma floridae (Florida lancelet), 2401 nucleotides long. Its product is annotated as sushi, von Willebrand factor type A, EGF and pentraxin domain-containing protein 1-like. The coding region runs from base 71 to 2401 and encodes 776 amino acids. Lineage: Eukaryota; Metazoa; Chordata; Leptocardii; Amphioxiformes; Branchiostomatidae. Gene Ontology annotation, biological process: proteolysis. The record is from RefSeq and is a predicted model, not a curated record. Gene Ontology annotation, molecular function: zinc ion binding; metalloendopeptidase activity; calcium ion binding. The transcript is spliced from 17 exons.